Messenger RNA from Humulus lupulus (European hop), 2177 nucleotides. RefSeq names its product 3-isopropylmalate dehydratase large subunit, chloroplastic. NCBI's taxonomy places the organism in Eukaryota, Viridiplantae, Streptophyta, Magnoliopsida, Rosales, Cannabaceae. The transcript is spliced from 15 exons. The record is from RefSeq and is a predicted model, not a curated record. The coding region runs from base 246 to 1769 and encodes 507 amino acids. Gene Ontology annotation, biological process: amino acid biosynthetic process. Gene Ontology annotation, molecular function: 3-isopropylmalate dehydratase activity; 4 iron, 4 sulfur cluster binding.
AAAAAAACCAUUGAGAGGCUUACAUGUGUAUCUGAUUCGACACAAUUUCAGUCACAUAAAUCAAAGUAAAAGAAAACUCGAAGCGGAGGCUCGUUCUGUCCACGCACCAAGACGACGCCGCCGCCUCUGUUAGAAGUGUUUAUGUUUAAGAAACUAGCUCAGGCAUAGGCAUAUACACACCAUUACUCUUAACUCUAUAUUCUCUUCACUCAACACAGUUUUGCAAAUCAUUUCUAUCAACUCUCAUGGCUUCUGCAAUUGCUCCAACUUCAGCUCCUUUUCUCAAGAAGAAAGAGUUGGGUCUCUCUUCUUUCUCGUCGUCACCGGAAUUUUCUGUUCAGAGAUGCAAGAGAACGGUCUCCAAGAAGAUUUGUUCGGUCAUGACGCCGCAGCAAUCAGAACGCAAGCCCGCCACCACUGGCUCGGUCAAGACGGCGAUGACGAUGACCGAGAAGAUUUUCGCCAAGUCUUCUGAGAAAAGCCAUUUGAGCCCGGGUGAGAAUGUUUGGGUUAAUGUUGAUGUUUUGAUGACUCAUGAUGUCUGUGGCCCUGGUUCCUUUGGCAUAUUCAAGAAAGAGUUCGGCGAGAAUGCUAAGGUUUGGGACCGUGAAAAGAUUGUGAUCAUACCUGAUCAUUAUAUAUUUACAAGUGAUGAACGUGCAAAUCGCAAUGUGGAUAUCUUGAGAGAUUUCUGCACUGAACAAAACAUCAAGUACUUUUAUGAUAUAAAAGAUCUGGGUAACUUUAAGGCUAAUCCUGAUUACAAAGGUGUAUGCCAUGUAGCUCUUGCUCAAGAAGGUCAUUGCAGACCUGGAGAGGUCCUGCUAGGUACAGACUCUCAUACCUGUACUGCUGGAGCUUUUGGACAAUUUGCUACUGGAAUUGGAAACACUGAUGCUGGUUUUGUGUUGGGAACUGGGAAGAGUCUGCUGAAGGUGCCACCAACCCUCAAGUUCGUUAUGGAUGGUGAAAUGCCAGAUUAUAUUCUUGCUAAAGAUUUGAUUUUACAAAUUAUUGGUGAAAUAUCUGUUGCUGGUGCAACAUAUAAGGCUAUGGAAUUUGUCGGCUCAACAGUUGAAAGUUUAAGUAUGGAAGAAAGGAUGACAUUGUGCAACAUGGUUGUGGAAGCUGGGGGAAAGAAUGGUAUAGUUCCUGCAGAUAACACUACAUACAAGUACCUUGAGGAUAAGACAUCUGUACCCUAUGAGCCUGUGUUCAGUGAUGCUCAAGCAAGGUUUCUUUCUGAGUACAGAUUUGACAUCACAAAAUUGGAGCCUUUGGUUGCAAAGCCUCAUUCUCCUGAUAAUCGUGCUUUAGCAAGAGAGUGCAGAGACGUGAAAAUUGAUAGAGUCUAUAUUGGAUCUUGUACUGGUGGUAAAACAGAGGAUUUCCUUGCUGCGGCUAAAGUUUUUGUAGCUUCGGGCAAAAAGGUUAAAGUUCCCACAUUCCUUGUCCCAGCUACCCAAAAGGUGUGGAUGGACUUGUAUAGUCUUCCAGUGCCAGGAUCCGGUGGGAAGACUUGCUCCCAGAUAUUUGAAGAGGCUGGUUGUGAUACGCCUGCUAGCCCUAGUUGCGGUGCUUGUUUGGGUGGUCCAAAAGACACUUAUGCACGCAUGAAUGAACCUAAGGUUUGUGUGUCGACAACAAACAGAAACUUUCCAGGCCGAAUGGGACACAAGGAAGGCGAGAUAUAUCUUGCUUCCCCAUACACAGCAGCAGCAUCUGCAUUGACUGGCUAUGUCACCGACCCAAGAGACUUCUUACAGUAGGAUGUUCUCAUAGUCUUCGAUAUGAACUUGACUAAGUUUGUGAGUACUUCUGGACCUUAUGUUGUUCUUCUGUGGGGACUGGGGAGGGUAAAGCUUGACUUAAGUUUCUGCGUAGAAUCAAUGUGGAGCAACGUCUCCUGAGGUCUUACAAUGUCAUAUAUCCAUAUAUGUUUUGUUUAGGACAUUGACUUAUGAGUCUUGGGUGCCUUGACCUUGUUUGGGUCUGUAGCCAAUGUUUGCUGAAUAAAAGAUUACCUCGUUUUGAGUUCUUGUACUAGGAGAAUUGCUGUUUAUUAUUACUAGUACUAUAAUAGUUCUUAUUUCGGGCUCAAUUGUCCUUUUAUGGGAACUUUGAUCAGGAACUCUGAGGUUCAUUUGGAAAAAUGGUUUAGUUUUUUUUCUUUUCAA